This is a messenger RNA of Tinamus guttatus (white-throated tinamou), 1257 nucleotides long. Lineage: Eukaryota; Metazoa; Chordata; Aves; Tinamiformes; Tinamidae. The record is from RefSeq and is a predicted model, not a curated record.
AUGCAGGAUCGAGGAAGAGGGCCAGUUAAUCUCGGGUUAACGGGGACCAUCGGUGGCCAAACGAGCGUCCCGGGCCCGCGUUUGGCAGCGCGAUGUGCGGCGCAGAAGGAGGAGGAAGAGGAGGAGGAGGAGGCGAGGAGCGGCCUCCGCGGCACCUGCGCGCUCGGCCCUCCCACAAGAAGUGCAAAGCGGCCGUCGGGCACCGAGCGCAGAGCCGCCUACCCGAGGCACGCGCGGGCGCCCAGCCUGCUGGCCAAGAGCAUCCUCGAAGUUCCAAACCCGUGUUUUUCAAUGACAAAAGGUAUCUCUCGAGGACUCGGUACCCGCCGGAGGAGCCGGCUCGCUCCGCGGAGCUCAGCCCCUCGCGGGCUGGUGUCAGAUGGAGCCGGCGGCGCCCGGACGCCGCUCGCUGCGGGGCAGGACCACGGACCGGAAUACGGCCCGUACAAAGCAGCCUUCAACCCCGCUCAGGUCGAGGCUCCCAGCAAGGAGUUUUGCAAUUUUUUGCCCACCUGCCUCGACCUAACCAUGCAGUAUUCGGGAGCCGGGAACAUGGAGCUCAUUUCUUCGAACGUCAGUGUAGCAGCGACCUACCGGCAGUAUCCCCUGCCCGCCCGGUUCUUGGUGUGGCCGAAAUGCAGCCCCAUUAGCGACGCUCUCCUCUACCAGCAGUGCCUCCUGAACGCUACCGGUGUCCAGGCUCUCAAGCCUGGCGUGGGGUGGGAUGCGAAGGCCUCGCAGAGCCAGGAUGGUGCCCACGGAGAGCGGGACAUGGUGUCCCCGAAGCUGGAAAACCCGCUCGCUCCGAGCCACGCGCGGGACGUGACGCAGCUGUGCAGCGAGAUCUCCUGCCUCCCGCAAGAGGCUCGGGAGCGGUCGGCUUUCUCCCCUCCAAAAAGGACUUUCGACAAGGACCCCCUGGCUCCUCCGGAGCAGAUCCUAGGCAAGGUGAGCAAAGAGAGCCCCAAAGCUCCGCCGCUCAAGUACCACCCGUUCCAGCCCCUCUUCCCGCAGACGUUCCCGGAGAAGCCUGGAGCAGCAUUGGCCAAAGAGACUUUAGAAGAAGCUGCUAAGAGAUACAGAGAGAGCUCCGCCAAAGAGAACCAAAAGUGCAAGUUUACAAUAGACAAGUAUGCCAAAGACUUCUUUGGGGCCAAGCAGGCCACAACAAAACUGUCGACGAGUGAGCCACUGUCAUUUUCGGUUGAAUCCAUCCUCAAACGACCUUCUUCUGCAGUUGCUAAUGUCUCUCAGUAA